Molecule: messenger RNA, 1428 nt
Organism: Aspergillus puulaauensis
Lineage: Eukaryota; Fungi; Ascomycota; Eurotiomycetes; Eurotiales; Aspergillaceae
Product: cytochrome P450
Exons: 2
Coding region: 1-1428 (475 amino acids)
Molecular function (GO): monooxygenase activity; iron ion binding; oxidoreductase activity, acting on paired donors, with incorporation or reduction of molecular oxygen
Source: RefSeq, a predicted model, not a curated record
AUGCGUGAGCCGCAGGGCCAGGCCUCGCGAGAAUGGCUCACCAACGUCCCCCAUGAUGGCAUAAUCCGCUACUUCACCUUCUUCAACCGCGAACGGCUGAUCGUAUACUCGCCCAAAGCCCUCGCAGACAUCCACACAAGCGAGUGCUACUCGUUCCAGAAGCCGGCCUUCCUUGCGAACCAGAUGCGCGUGAUACUCGGAAACGGCCUGCUGCUGAGUGAAGGCCAUGACCACAAAGUCCAGAAAAAGGGACUCAUGCCUGCCUUUACGCGGAGGCGCAUCGACGCCCUUUACCCGCUCUUCCUGAGUAAAGUGCAGGAAACAGUACAUGCCAUGACAACUUCUAUAAGUAAGAUAAACAAUAGCGGACAAAAAGAUAUGGAGAUCACAAAUUGGGCAUCGCGGUACGCCCUCGACGUGAUUGGGGUCGCCGCACUGGGGAAGGACUUUGGCGCCAUCCAAGACGACGCGAACCCGCUUGUCAGGACGUACAAUGCUGUAUUCAAGGUCUCCAAACAGCAGCGCAUUAUAUUCCUCCUCAAUUCCUUUCUGCCCUGGUGGCUGCUUAACAACCUCCCUCUCAAACAUAACCGCGACUUCUCCGGCGCGUCAGACCUCGUCCGCGCAGUCUGUCGCAAUAUCAUCACCGAGAAGCGAGUCAAGUUCGCCAGGACCCAAGGAACAAAUGUGGAUGUCGACGUCGAUAUCCUCUCCACCGCCAUCCAAAGCGGCCGCUUCACAGACGAGGGCCUAAUCGACCAAGCCAUGACCUUCCUCGCUGCAGGCCACGAGACAACCGAGUCGUCCAUCGUCUGGGCGAUAUACAUGCUCUCCCGAGACCGGACACUCCAGCAACAGCUCCGGGAGGAGAUCAGGCAAAACCUCCCCCCAAUAGACUCCUGGAAUGCGAAUGCACAGAUCAGCAGCACGGAUAUCAACCGCCUUCCUCUCCUGCAAGCAAUCUGUAGUGAGACGCUGCGGUUCUUCACCCCUGUUCGUCUUACCAUGCGUGAAGCAACACAGGAUACAUACCUCCAAGGGGUAUCCAUCCCCCGGGGGACGAAAGUCAUGAUCUCGUCUUGUGCAACGAACACAGAUAAGGCUUUAUGGGGCCCUAACGCGGCCGAGUUCAAUCCCUACCGAUGGGUUCACAGCAACAGCGACGAAACGCUAGGGAUGGUGCCUGCUGGCGGUGCAUCGAAUAACUAUGCCAUGCUGACAUUCUCGCAGGGCCCGCGGAGCUGUAUCGGGCAGGGUUUUGCGCGGGCUGAGUUUGCGUGUUUGCUUGCUGGGUUGAUUGGGAGGUACGAGUUUCGGCUGAAGGAUGAGGCGUUGAUGGAUCUGGCGAAGGUCGAGGUUGGGGAUGGGAUUACGGCGAAGCCGAGGAAUGGGUUGAGGGUUGUUGUUAGGGCUGUUCCUGGGUUUUAG